This is a messenger RNA of Hordeum vulgare subsp. vulgare (domesticated barley), 2914 nucleotides long. RefSeq names its product protein Rf1, mitochondrial-like. Gene Ontology annotation, molecular function: protein binding. The coding region runs from base 362 to 2425 and encodes 687 amino acids. The transcript is spliced from 2 exons. Lineage: Eukaryota; Viridiplantae; Streptophyta; Magnoliopsida; Poales; Poaceae. The record is from RefSeq and is a predicted model, not a curated record.
UUGGUUCUUAGACGCUAGGCGUGACGCUGACCGGCGGCGACGGCGGAAUACAGGAGUGGCGGCGGUGUUGAGGCCCUCUCGUCUCUCGAGCUGCGGUGGAGGCACGUCUCGCCCUGCGACGGCGCGGAUAGCAGACACCGGUGAGGAGGGCGUGGAACUGCGGCGCGGAUGCGCGGUGGAGAUUCUCCUUUCGUCUUCCUCCGCGCCAGGACAGCACCAAGCGGCUAGGGCCGUCCUUGCGCCGCUUGAUGGUUCAGGCACAUGCUGCUGCAUCAGGCGGUGACCGCCGGCGCCGGCGGCGUCCUCUGGGUCUUCUCCUCCACGGGCGUCUCCAGUUGCGAUAUUCAGGUCAGGUGAGGCUAUGAGCCGCCGCAUCGUCCGACGCGUCCUGGAGCGGAACAUCGAGGAGCGGUACCGGGCAGGAGCCAUUGGCACCGAGGACGCACUCCACCUGUUCGACGAAUUGCUCCAGGAUGCUGGGCCCUCCUCGGUCCGCGCCAUCAACUGCCUCCUCUACGUCGUCGGCCGCGAUCGCCCUGCCCUUGGCGUCUCCCUCUUCAACCGGGUCGCCAGAGCCAAGGUGCCCCGCAGCAAUAUCACCUACAACAUCCUCGUCGGUUGCUGCUGCCAUGCAGGCCGGUUAGACCUCGGCUUCGCCGCCAUGGGCAACAUCAUUAAGCUGGGUUUUUCGGCUGAAGCCAUGGUCGCUUUCAACCACCUACUCAGGGCCAUCUGCGCGGAGAACAAGACCAGCUAUGCAAUGGACAUCGCACUCCGACGAAUGCCCGAGUUUAACUGCAUACCCAAUGUUUUCUCCUAUAGCGUUCUUCUCAAGGGUCUCUGUGUUGAGAAGAGAAGUCAAGAGGCUCUUGAGCUUAUUCACAUGAUGGCUGAUGCUGGAGGUAGCUGCCAACCUAAUGUGGUGUCCUAUAGCACUGUAGUCGAUGGCCUGUUGAAAGAGGGUGAGGUGAACAAAGCUUACAGCCUAUUUUGUGAGAUGCUACAUCAGGGGAUUACACCGGAUGUUGUGACCUAUAGCUCAAUCAUCUCUGGCAUGUGCAAGGUUCAAGCAAUGGAUAAGGCCGAGGAGGUCCUUCAACAGAUGUUUGAUAGAGGUAUUCUGCCAAAUGUUACUACAUAUAAUAGUCUGAUACACGGAUAUUAUUCGUCAGGACUGUGCGAAGAGGUGGUUCGUAUUUUCAAGAAAAUGUCUGGGAAUGGUGUUCAGCCAGAUAUUACAACUUACAACAUACAGAUGGAUUAUCUUUGCAAGAGUGGAAGAUGUGAGGAAGCUAGGGCGAUUUUUGAUUCUAUGGCUGGUAAGGUCCAAAAACCGAAUGUUACUAGCUACAGUAUUCUGCUUCAUGGGUAUGUUAUGGAACGGUCAUUUCAUGAUAUGCAUUGUCUCAUUAAAUUGAUGGUAGAAAAUGGUAUUGCACCAAAUCAUUUUGUGUACAACAUACUGAUAGUUGCAUAUGCUAAGGAGAAAAUGGUUGAUGAGGUAAUGCAUAUAUUUACAAAAAUGCGGCAGCAAGGAUUGAACCCAAAAGCUGCGAACUAUGGAACAGUAAUAAACUUACUUUGCAGUAUUGGCCGAAUGGAUGAUGCUAUGUUACAAUUCAAUCAAAUGGUAACUGAAGAAUUAACUCCUGAUAUCAUAGUUUUCAACACCCUUAUAAGUGGUUUUUGUUCUUGUGGAAUAUGGGAGAAGGUUCAUGAACUACUUGCUGAAAUGUUGAAUCGUGGCAUCUAUCCCGACAACGUGUUCUUCAACACAAUUAUGGAUCACCUUUGCAAAAAUGGAAGGGUCAUGGAAUCGCAAGAUCUCGCUGACCUUAUGAUACACAUGGGUGUGAAGCCUGGCAUGCAUACUUAUAACACACUGAUGGGUGGAUACUUUUUCAUUGGUAAGAUGGAUGAAGUGAGGAAGUUACUUGACCAUAUGGUCUCAAUUGGCAUGGAACUGGAUAUUGUCACCUAUAACACACUGAUUGAUGGUUACUUUAAGAAUGGAAUGGUAGAUGAUGCGUUAGCUGUUUUAAGUGAAAUGUUGGACAAGAAAGUUGAGCCUUGUAUUAUCAAUUAUAACACAGUGCUGCAUGGGUUAUUUCAUACUGGAAGGACUGUUGCUGCAAAUGAACUCUAUCUCAGGAUGAUUGACAGUGGAGUAUGCGUGAAUAUUGUGACCUACAACAUAAUUCUCAGUGGUUUGUGUAGAAAUAACCGUGUGGAUGAAGCACUACGGAUGUUUCAAAACCUGUGUUCAACAAAUUAUCAACUUGAGAUCAGGACUUAUAACAUUAUGGUUAGUGCGUUGCUUAAAGUUGGUAGGAAGGAAGAAGCCACAGGUUUGUUGGGUGGAAUCUGGGCCAAAGGAUUUGUGCCUGAUGCUGUUACGUAUAGAUUAAUGAUACAAAGCUUUUAGAAGAAAAAUCUCUGCAAGAAUGGUUUGCUGACCGUAUGUUAAAUGCCAUCGUUAGAAUGUUACUUCAGAAAGAGGAGGUGCCCAGUGGGGAAAUUGAUGAGAGGAGCUUCGCCCUUGAAGCUUCCGCAGCUGGCUUGUUGACUGCACUUGCUCCGGGGGGAAAUGUCAGCAGUAUCAGAGAUUCCUCCCUUAAAAAUAUCACUCUUUUCUGGAAUAGGGAACUGGUUGAAACCUUUUCUAGUUAUUUCACCUAAUCGAGGGCUGAACAUUUCUUUGCAGGUUUCCUUUCCCAACCUUUUCCUUUUGUAAUGUAAGGAAUGUCAUGCUGGUCACUUUUCUUAGCAGUAAGUCCGGGAGAACUUUGACUAGUAGUAAACGCCUGACUGGUACCAUUUUGAUGAUCGACUAUCUGUGUUUCAUCUAUAUGGGUAACUGCUACUUCUUCCAUGGAGCUGAACAUUUCGCCUCAAUUAAGCACAGUUUUUAUUA